AUGCCGCUGAUACAGGAGAGUCAUCCCAUGGAUAACUCUGCUUUUUUUACUCAAGAAACUUUUGCAACAGGGAACGAAAGCACGCUUCAUAAUAUAUCACCAAGCCACCAGAGUGCAAUAAAUUUAGAUCACUCCAGUAGUGAGACAAGCAUACAUCGAACGAGUGGUUCAGCCCAUCAUACAAGCGCGGAAGUGAACAAUAACAACAACAGUAUAGGCAAUAGCAACGAAAGAGGUUCGCCCUUACAUUUGGCAUCGAUGCUCCACAGUUUAUCACUAGGUGGUGCUAUUCACCAAAAUGUGCCACAGGCACAACAACAGCAACAACAAUCUACGGUUUCAAAGCCAGAUAUGUUACAAGGAUCUUACCUUUUAAUCUUAAAAAAACUACCGCAAGAUAUCACACUCAGAGAGUGUUACGCGAUUUUUGCAUUAGCCAAUGGUGUUGUUAACAUUGACUUGAUAAAGGAGCGUAAGAACUCCGCUUCAUCUUUAACAGACGAUUGUGAAGUGUCUGCCAUCGCUAGGUUUGGUUCUUUGCAACUAGUGACUCAUUAUGCAUCCAUUCUAAGCUCUAAAAGUGAUAUUUUUGGACCUAUCAGCUCAUGUUCUCCUUACAUUGAACUGAUUGAUGAAGUCGCUAAUCAACAGAUUCAUUUUGAAAGACCAAAAUAUGGUGUCUCUCAAUCCAAUUAUCAACUUGCCUCUGCCACUGUCCCCGUGACUCCAGUUUCUGCAAUUCAUCAACAGCAACAACAGCAGCAACAAUCCUCACCAAUCGCUUCUACCUCCACUAGACCUAGCUUGAUGCAAACAAGGUCAAGGUUUUCAUUCAAUGAUCCAUUUUCUAGUGACCAGAAGACUCAACAUAUGAGCGAACAGCAACAAAAGUUACAAACUAAGCCUGGUUCAGUGAUAACUCAUAGUCGUUCGAAUCAGGAUAGCUCAUCCACUGACGUUGGCAAGUCCUUCUUACUGUUAGAGAAUGAUGAUAUAAAUGACAGCAUUUGGGGAUCUAACGCUAUGCCCUCUAGUAUGAACGGGUUUUCAAGCACACCACAACCUUCUACACCUAUCUUGGAAUGGGGUUCCAACAAUAGAAAGCCCAGCUCAUCCUUUUUCUUAUCGCAGUCCGGAGGUGCUACGGGCGCUCAACCACCAGUGUCACAAUCUGUUGAUGUUUCUUCAUCACUUCAUGGUAUGCCGGGUAGAACAUCUAACAGUGCUAGCAUCGCAACACCUUUCAAUUUGCUUGGUCAGAUUCCAACUAACGGUCAACCAAACAUACCGAGUGCCAUGAGUGGUUCAGAUAUGUCUGGUCAAAGGAAACACAAUAUGUUCAUCAACACGAAACAACAACAGCAGGAUCAGCAAAAACAACAGCCUCAUACGCAUCAGCAACAACAACAGCAUCAACAAUCAAUGCAGGAACAAGCCGUCUCGUCUUCUCAGACGGGAACGCCUCAAAAGAGUUCUCAAAUGAGGGGAAGCGUUAGUAGAGUAGCUCAUUCAGCUAAUGGCACACAGAAAGGUAGCAUCUCCAAUCCAUCCUCCUCAACCAAUGUAGCAAGCUCCGGUGCAAUCUCGCAAGCUGAUCUAUCAUUGUUGGCAAGAGUACUACCUCCAGCUAAUCCGGCCGAUCAGAAUCCUCCAUGUAACACGCUUUAUGUUGGCAACCUGCCUCCUGACACUACGGAGCAAGAGCUAAGACACCUGUUCUCUGGUCAGCAAGGUUUCAGAAGAUUAUCCUUCAGAAACAAGAAUAGUAAUGGGAACGGACAUGGACCCAUGUGUUUUGUUGAAUUUGAAGACGUUAGUUUCGCAACCAGAGCAUUGGCCGAACUUUACGGUAGUCAACUACCAAGAGCAAGUGCAAGCAAUAAAGGUGGUAUAAGACUAAGUUUUUCAAAAAAUCCACUUGGAGUUAGAGGUCCCAAUAAUAGAAGAAAUGGUAGUAGUACAUCUGUUAACACCCCAACUAGCAGCAACAGCGGAAACAAUUCGGGAUUCAGUAAUUACAGUUAUCCUGCUGGCUUCAACAAAGUUUGA
Molecule: messenger RNA, 2049 nt
Organism: Torulaspora delbrueckii
Lineage: Eukaryota; Fungi; Ascomycota; Saccharomycetes; Saccharomycetales; Saccharomycetaceae
Product: RNA-binding protein
Exons: 1
Coding region: 1-2049 (682 amino acids)
Molecular function (GO): mRNA binding
Source: RefSeq, a predicted model, not a curated record